Messenger RNA from Vollenhovia emeryi, 1284 nucleotides. RefSeq lists its product as uncharacterized. NCBI's taxonomy places the organism in Eukaryota, Metazoa, Arthropoda, Insecta, Hymenoptera, Formicidae. The transcript has 5 exons. The record is from RefSeq and is a predicted model, not a curated record. Bases 266 to 949 code for a protein of 227 amino acids.
UUCCAACGGCAGCAAAAGAGGCUGAGUGUUAGCGGCAUCGGUCAAAUGUAUAAUUGGUGUAAAUAAAGUGGAGCUAGAGAUCAGUUAGUAUCAGUUUCGCUAAUAAUAUGUAGAGGAGAUGGUGGUAACAUGAGAGAAGGUUAUAAAAUACAGGAAAUUGCUGUUAAAAAGUUGACACACAAGAGCUAUUCAGCGGCAACUCCCCACAAACACUUAAUGUCCAUCUACCUCUGAUCAGUUAAGCAAAACACCGUGAAAAGAACGGAUGUUAUUGUUUCUCGCUUAUAAAACUUUUUCAUUAGACGUCCCGUGGUACCCGCGUAUCCAGUCCCCGAAGGGCUCCGCCCUGUCGAUUUGUGGCGACAGUCGACUCGACGAGCUCAGCCCGGAUGAGGGUCGCUCGUCCCUUCCGGGUACCCCGAGGGACGACAGCAGCGAGCUUAGCUUCUAUCGUCGCUUUGUCGAAGGUCACGCCACUCAUGUGACGCGCACUGGACGCUCCUGCGAGUUAUUGCGUCGGGGAACACUUCCAAAUACCGUCUCCCCGAGACCGCAGCGCGAACGUAGCGUAUCGGACAGCAAGUUGAAGGGACCGACGUAUCGUCCGUACACCAUCGAGGAAUACAGGAGUUUAUCGGUGCCGAGACCCGAUCGAUCUCUGGGUCCUGAUAAGGACGAGGUGCAGAUAAAGUCGAGACGCGCCAUCGCUCAAAAAUGUUUCUUGCCCCCUUUGAAGGAUUGGAAUGCCGCCGCAUCAAAGAACCGUGAAAGCUCGAGGAUCUCUGAGACGAAUAACGUGACGCAGGAGAGUCUCUUGAAAUAUCCUGUCAUGUACUCGAGGGAAAGGAUCGUCACCGACGAAGCAUCGCCGUUCCGAAAGAGUGAAAUGUUCGAGAAAACAGAGAAAGAAUUGGCGGAUCGUUUUAUGCGACAAGCUUUAAUGCGUUAAAUUACUUAUUGGGACUGCUUUGUGAAAGAAAGUUAAGAAAAGACAGGGUAAAAGUCUCUCCAAAUAUACUUUUUCGAUAUUUGUUCUCGUGACUAAUAUAUCACCAUUCUAAUUGUCUAUUUUUACAACUGGUGAUCGCGAUUUGCUUUCCGAUGAUAUCGAUCGUAAAUUCGUCUGUCAUGCAUGCCUUGUUUACUUAUAUCAAGUCUACUUUUUAUCAAAGCCCAUGUGCCAGUACAUUGCUGAUACUGUAAAAUAUUUUUAAGCGCUUUAUUUCAAAUACUUUCUUAUACAUUUCCAUUUAAGUCAAAUAGAUUAUAUAAAUCAAUUUAUUA